UUCCUCUGACAAUCAUGAAACCUAACCAAAGUAUUUGCCACGUUCAAAAUUGAACGUCCUAUGACCCUAACGAACACCCACCGGAAGAAGAAGACCCUUGGUUCCUCUGGCAAUCAUGACACCCAAGAAAAGAAACCAUUUCACCCUCCCUAUAAAUAAAAUCCACAGCCCAUCCUUGAUUGGUCGUUGACACUUAUAAAAACACCCCGUUUUCUUUACCACAACACACGCGCGCGCAAGCACGCACAGUCUCUUUCCCUAUCUUUAACUGUUGCUUCGUUAUAGGGUGGACCAUCCUCUUUCCCUUGUUUCAUCCCAUUCUAGAGAAGAAAAACCGAAAACAAACACAUGGUUAAAACACCACUACACACAACAAGUGAGAAACCAGAAAAGAAAUACCAGAAGAAGAUUAAAAACUAUAUAUAUGUGUGUGUGUGUGUGUUGCUAUAGCAGCCACAGAGGAAUUCCUUAUUGUGUCUCGAGUAGGCUUUGUUUUAUCAAUUCAAAUUCUUCUGGGUUUUCUCCUGUUUUAUGUGUUGAUCAACAGAAGAUGUCUUGGUUCUCUGAGUUUGGGCGCAGAUGAAUAGAUUUACAGGGGUCAUGGGUAGUCUCAGAAAUUAGAAUUUCUCAAAGGUUUCUCCUUUCCUUUCCAUCCCUUUUCUUUUUUGUAUCAUCAACACCAGCAGAGAAGUCUGAGCUCCACUUUUUUUCUGGACAUUAGUGCAUGCUUGUCCUAAUUCCAAAAACUAGAAUUUCUCUUCCAGCAACUUCUGGUAGUCUCUGAUCAACUAGUAUUUUCCUCGAGCUCCUACGAAAUGAGUCAGACUCAUUUACGACCUCGUCAUGACCCGGUCAGAAAAUUUAGACUGGUUUCUCUUCCAGAUAAAACCUGCAAGAUUUUCUCAUAUCUCACGAGAAUAUGUCUCCUCCUUUGUCUCAUUUUCUCAAUAUCUCUCGUCCUCUACACCACUUUUUCCCCCAACCAAAACCAAUUCUGGAAUCGUUUACCCCACCCCACCCGAACCGGAACCAAACUCGCACCCGGCCCGCCCACUAACAUCUCCCACGUCCUUUUUUGCAUCGGUGGAUCAACCGCCACAUGGCGCGAUCGUAGCCUGUACAGCUCCAUCUGGUGGGUACCGAACGUUACGCGAGGGUUUGUUUGGCUUGAGAAAAAGAUCAUUAGCCACCAGACCAAUAAAAACGUCCCAGCUGUCAAGGUGUCAUCUCCAGAGUGGACCCGGUUUAAAUAUUCUAGCUCAAGAUCAGCGGUCAGGAUUGCAAGGAUCAUAAGUGAUAGCGUUAAAUUAAGGUUGCCUGAUGUGAGGUGGUUUGUCAUGGGAGAUGAUGAUACCGUGUAUUACACUGACAACUUAGUUUCGGUGUUAUCGAGGUAUGAUCAUAAUCAAAUGUGGUACAUUGGAGGGAAUUCCGAGAGUGUGGAACAAGAUGUGAUUCAUUCUUAUGACAUGGCUUUCGGUGGGGGUGGAUUUGCUCUUAGUUAUCCAUUGGCUGAGAGAUUGGUCAGUAUAUUGGACGGUUGUCUUGAUAGGUACUAUUAUUUCUACGGUUCUGAUCAGAGGAUUUGGGCUUGUAUCAGUGAGAUCGGCGUCCCGCUCUCUAGAGAACGUGGGUUCCACCAGGGAAAUACUAGGUGGCGCCUCCGAGAGGGGUCGGUUGUUAAAGUCUGCUCUGUCCUUUUGUGCUCAGUUGCCCACACACUUUCAACAAAAGAGGUGACCUUUGUUGGUCUCAGUAAAAAGACAAGUAUUUUGUUCAAGAAGAAAACAUUUGAUAUUAGGGGAAGCGCAUAUGGUCUCCUAGCAGCACAUCCUCUAGCCCCUCUCGUAUCACUCCACCACCUUGACAAUCUGGAGCCGCUGUUUCCAAAUCACAACCGAAUAGACUCGCUUAAAUCCAUAAAUCAGGCAUACCAGGUUGACCCGCCCCGGAUUUUUCAACAAACAUUUUGCCAUGACUCCAAGCGGAAAUGGUCCAUAUCCAUAGCAUGGGGCUACACAGUUCAGCUGUACCCAUUAUUGUUGCCAGCCAACGGCUUGCAAACACCAGAGCAGACAUUCAAGACAUGGCGGAGUUGGAGUGAUGGGCCAUUCACAUUCAAUACCCGACCCACGGAGCCUGACCCUUGUAAACAACCGGUUGUUUUUAUGCUUGAGCAGGCCAAGGAAGGGGGCGUUAAUGGGUCCUUGUCUAGUUACAAGAGGAUUGUGCAUGAACCAGGGAAGACUUGUAAGACAACACAGUAUGCCCAAGCAAUGUCAGUGCAGAGAAUUCUUGUAUCCUCCUUGAAAAUGGAGCCAGAUUAUUGGAAAAAGUCCCGUGAGCAGGCACCAAGAAGAUAUUGCUGUGAGUUAAUGAAUAAAGGGAGCAUAAAGAACAGCAGUAUGCAGCUUAGGAUUAGAAGAUGCAGAAAUUGGGAAAGUAUUACUUCUAGGUUAGACUAGCUCCUUAACAUUUCAGCCAUGUAAACAUUCCACUCUACAAAACUUGCCAUACUGAAUAUACAGGAAAAGAGAUUGAGGUGCCGUUUGGAAGUCCAUUCCAAACAGUGUUUCUCUAAA
Populus trichocarpa (black cottonwood) is the source of this 2582-nucleotide messenger RNA. RefSeq lists its product as uncharacterized. Gene Ontology annotation, molecular function: acetylglucosaminyltransferase activity. Bases 816 to 2465 code for a protein of 549 amino acids. Lineage: Eukaryota; Viridiplantae; Streptophyta; Magnoliopsida; Malpighiales; Salicaceae. The record is from RefSeq and is a predicted model, not a curated record. The transcript is spliced from 4 exons.